AGUGCCGCGUUCCCACAAUGCAUUGCGGCGUGACGUCAACUCCAAAGCCCUAUUCUCUACCAUUGGCUGGUUGUUGCAUAUCCCACAAUCCACCGCCUUACAACUUCCUUUUUCCUUUCGGCCAUUUUCCUCCCUUGUAGGGAAGCAGGCAGCCAUGGCCCCCAGCCGGAAUGGAAUGAUCCUGAACCCUCACUUUCACAAAGACUGGCAGAAAAGAGUGCGCACCUGGUUCAACCAGCCAGCCAGGAAGAUCCGCAGGCGAAAGGCUCGUCAGGCUAAAGCCCGCCGCAUUGCUCCUCGCCCUGUCGCUGGACCACUGAGGCCACAGGUUAGGUGUCCCACUAUCAGGUACCAUACCAAGGUUCGUUCUGGACGUGGCUUCACCCUCGAGGAACUGAAGGCGGCUGGCAUCCACAAAAAGACGGCCCGCACCAUUGGCAUCUCAGUGGACCCUCGUCGCCGCAACAGAUCCACAGAAUCUCUUCAGGCCAAUGUGCAGCGCCUGAAGGAGUACCGCUCCAAGCUCAUCCUGUUCCCCAGGAAGGCUUCUGCCCCCAAGAAGGGAGAUAGCACUGAGGAGGAAAUCAAGAUGGCCACUCAGCUCACUGGUCCAGUCAUGCCCAUCAGAACUGUCCACAAGAAGGAGAAGGCCAGGGUUAUCUCCGAGGAUGAGAAGAACUUCAAGGCUUUCGCCAGCCUGCGUAUGGCUCGCGCCAAUGCUCGUCUAUUUGGCAUUCGUGCCAAGAGAGCCAAAGAGGCUGCUGAGCAGGACGUGGAGAAGAAGAAGUGAAAAUAGUCACUAUGGAACUUUGCAAAAUAAAGUGUUUAAAAAGA
Messenger RNA from Oreochromis niloticus (Nile tilapia), 834 nucleotides. RefSeq names its product ribosomal protein L13 (gene rpl13). Gene Ontology annotation, cellular component: ribosome; cytosolic large ribosomal subunit. The transcript has 6 exons. Gene Ontology annotation, molecular function: structural constituent of ribosome; RNA binding. Gene Ontology annotation, biological process: translation. The record is from RefSeq and is a predicted model, not a curated record. NCBI's taxonomy places the organism in Eukaryota, Metazoa, Chordata, Actinopteri, Cichliformes, Cichlidae. Bases 155 to 790 code for a protein of 211 amino acids.